UUUGCCACGUACACCUGAUAACGUCAGUGUAAACUAAUGGAGCAGAAGCUGGCAGAGUUCAGAGCCAGACGACAGGCUGAAAGCACCGUGAAGAAGAGUGCUGAUCCGCCGUGCAGAGCACAGGCAGAGGCGGACACAGAUGCUCAGACUCACACAACAUCAACUACUGACAGUCUGCAAACAGAAGAGACGGGAAAUACCACAGCUACAACUCAGAGCCCCCAGAGGAAGGACCGCAGUGACUGGCUGCUGGACAGCGCUCUGGGAAGAUGGCUGGCCUCGAGACAAAUUGUCCUCUCAAACAUUAUUUUGCUCAAACUGCUGCUGUGGCUGGUGCUGCUCGGUCUGUUUGUCGAACUGGAGUUCGGGCUGCCUUUCUUCGUCAUCUCGCUCUUCUACUGGCUCUAUGAGGGACUCCGUAGCCCCGCUGCUCGUGAGCCUGGAGAACUGAGCGCUUAUUCUGUCUUCAACCCGGACUGUCAGCCUCUGCUGGGCUCUCUCACUGCAGAGCAGCUGGAGGGAGAGAUGGGUUACAGACCUCUGGCUAACAGAUGAAGCAACUGUGAUUUGCACACUUAUAUUAAAUAUCAACACCCUGUUGUCCUCUGAAAAAUGUUAAUUAUGUUCAGGAAAAUACAGGGACGUACAAUAAUGGUUUCAGUUCAUUAUUUCUAACACAUUAAACUGAGAUUGGUCUAUGCACAGUUCACUCCUUCCUGUUUCCUCUUUGAAGCAGUUUAAUGGUGUUAUCACUCCAGGUUGUGGAAGACAGAUAUGCUACGUCAAAUAUUUGUUACGUAGUACACAAUAUAAUGGGUGACCUUUUCUUCAAAAUCUGUCUCUUAUUUUAAACUUUUACUUCAAUCUCCUCUAGUAAUUAGCAAGGGUGCGCUGGAAAAUGUUGGAAUGGUAUUUAGGAGUGAACUGGGGAGAAACAGCAGCUCAGCCUGAGUCAGAUAUACUAAAAGGAUAAGGGACAAACUGCCUUUAAUUCAUGAGAAAAAUGUUGUUUACUUGAACUAAACAGUUUUCCAAGUUUAAUAAACAACUCUCAUGCAACAA
Epinephelus lanceolatus (giant grouper) is the source of this 1062-nucleotide messenger RNA. It is a transcript of the gene saysd1, whose product is annotated as SAYSVFN motif domain containing 1. The record is from RefSeq and is a predicted model, not a curated record. NCBI's taxonomy places the organism in Eukaryota, Metazoa, Chordata, Actinopteri, Perciformes, Serranidae.